Messenger RNA from Tigriopus californicus, 2675 nucleotides. Its product is annotated as nucleobindin-1-like. The transcript has 2 exons. Gene Ontology annotation, cellular component: endoplasmic reticulum-Golgi intermediate compartment; extracellular exosome. Gene Ontology annotation, molecular function: calcium ion binding. The record is from RefSeq and is a predicted model, not a curated record. The coding region runs from base 478 to 2313 and encodes 611 amino acids. Lineage: Eukaryota; Metazoa; Arthropoda; Copepoda; Harpacticoida; Harpacticidae.
AUAUGGCAAGCCUGAAAAUACACAUCUUGGCCUCUAAUCUUGGCAUGCAGCGUUGCAGGCGUUGCAGGUAACAACCAACCCAGCAACGUCAAUCUGUUCACCAGACAAGUCGAGCAUCACCACCGAAUCGUCAGUGCUAGAAGCACCAUCGCCACCAUCACCACUGGUAUUAAAUGCCAAAUUCCCACAGGCCUUCAGUCGGGGCCCCAUCGUCUCGUUGAGUAGCCAUCGAACGGACUUCAUUGUUGCGCCAAUCCUACGAGUCAAUUCAUUCAUUAGUCGUCAUUGAUCCAGGAGAAACGUGAGACAUUGUCCAGUCAGUGUCCAUCCAUCGGCAUUUCGGCGCCAUUGUGCUUUUUCUGCUUUUUCUGCUUUUUCUGCUUUUUGUGCUUUGAAUCAUCGAAUCGUGGUCAGGCAGGCCAUCAAGUGCUUGGAUCCACUCACUGGCGGGGCGGGGGCGGGGCUUUGCCUUUAACCAUGACGGGGGUAGGGCUUAUUCAGCUCGGGGGGGUGGUACUCCUUAUUGCGGCCUUGUCCCAGGCCCGUCCACCCAGGCCGGACCACGCCCAGAACCAGCCUCAAGCAGCAGAGACCAAGCAUACCAACGAGACGGAUUGGGAACUGGGCGUGGAGUACAAUCGCUACUUGCAGGAAGUAGUUCAAGUGCUGGAAAGCGAUCCCGAGUUCCGCAAGAAGCUCGAGGAGGCCGAUGUGGAAAAGAUUCGCGAUGGAUCGAUCGCCGACGAGUUAGAUUUCCUCCACCAUGGGAUUCGCAAUCAGUUGGACGACAUUAAGCGGCAAGAGUUGGAGCGAUUACGCCAUUUGGCUAUGAAGCAGUUUGAAUUGGACAAUGGAAUCGACAAGAAGCACAUUAAAGUACCGCAUCACGUGGAAAUCCAAUCCCCCACUUUUGAGAAGGAGGAUCUCAAGCGCUUGAUCAAAGCCACUACCAAAGACCUGGAGGUGGCCGAUGCCAAACGGCGCGAGGACUUCAAGAAGUACGAGAUGGAGAAGAAGUUCGAGCAAGACGAGCGCCUCAAGCACAUUGAUGACGAGGCCAAGCGGAAGGAGGAGGCCCAAAAGAUCCAAGAGGCCGAGGCCAAGCACAAGAAACACGUCAAGCCCCACCAUCCCAUGUCCAAGGAUCAAUUGGAAGAGGUGUGGGAAGAACAGGAUCACAUGCGAGCCGAGGAUUGGGAUCCCAAGACUUUCUUUGCCAUGCACGACCUCAAUGGAGACCAACAUUGGGAUGAGGAUGAAAUUCGAAUGUUGUUUAAGAAAGAAUUGGACAAGGUCUACGAUCCCAAUGCGCCGGAGGAUGACAUGCGAGAACGUCAAGAAGAAAUGGAGCGCAUGCGCGAACAUGUGUUUUCCGAAUCGGACAAGAACAAGGACCGAUUAAUCUCCUACGACGAGUUCUUGAGCGAAACCAAGCGGGAUGAGUUUGAUAACGAUCCGGGCUGGGAUACGUUGGACGCCGAUGGGCACGAAGACUUCAGUGAUGAAGAGUUCCGAGCCUUUGAGAUGCAGCGACAACGCGAGAUUCAGGAUAUGCUGAACCGCGGAGUGGUUCCUCCGGGAUAUCCGUACUAUGGCGAUAUCCCGCCCGGCGCCCACCAGUUUCAACCCCCUCAACAGAACUUGGGCAUUCCUGGCCAGCCCGCUUAUAACCAAGAGGUCUACGCUGGACAACAUCAGCAACCCUAUCAUCAACAAUUGGUACCUCCUGGUCAGCCUCAGCAGUUUCAAGCACAACAACAUCCGCCUCAAUAUGGAGCGCCAAUCCAUCAACAACAACAACAGCAGCAGCAGCAACAACAACAACAACAACAACAACAGCCACAACAACAACAGCAGCAACAGCAACAACAUCAACAACAGCAACAACAACAGCAGCAGCAACAACAACAACAGUUUGGCCGAUCUGCACCUGGGCAAAAUCAGGACACGAAAUAUAAUCCACCUCAGCCCCAGGGCGGAGGACAAGGCUCCCAGCAGCCGGCCCAACCUGGUCAGCCUCAACAAUUCCAACAAGCAGGCCAAGCCCAACAGUUUCAGCAACCUCCACCCCAGGAUGGUCAAGCUUCACAAUUCCAGCAACAACAACAACAACCCCAAGGUGGUCAAGCUCGGCAAUUCCAACCACCAGCUGGACAAUCACAACAAUUUCAGCAACAACAACAACAACCUCAGGCGGGUCAGCCUCCCCAAAAGCAGAGUCCUGGUCAACCUCAGUUUCAGCAGCAACAGCAACAACAAGAGCGAGUAGGACAAGCCCAGCAAUUUCAAGGCGGGCAAGGUCCCAAACCUUAAGGGGAUUGGAUUCAAAGUCUAGCCAAAGGAUGUGUCAAGAGUGCCAAAGAUUUCAAGGAAGAUCUGACCAGAAUGCUUCAAGGAAACGCUUUCUUAACUUCUCUCUGAGCAUUUAGACGCGACAUGGAGGAUGAUUUAUCUCUGGAUGGAGGAAAGACUCUCGCUUGUCACAAUGAAUUUGUACUCAAUUUUUUUCCAUGCAUUUUUUUUUUUCAACUUCAAAUUGUAACUGUUCAAACAAACAACGUCGUGAGACAUAUCUUCCAAUUGACUUAAAGGUAUGAGAAGCAAUGUUUUAGUUGUGAUAAUUUCGAUUGUAUUUGGUCUAGAUUUACUAAAAUCAUAAAAGGAACUGAUCUGUG